Parasteatoda tepidariorum (common house spider) is the source of this 393-nucleotide messenger RNA. The record is from RefSeq and is a predicted model, not a curated record. Lineage: Eukaryota; Metazoa; Arthropoda; Arachnida; Araneae; Theridiidae.
GCAGAGAUGCAGAUCUUUGUGAAGACCUUGACGGGCAAGACCAUCACUCUAGAGGUCGAGCCCAGUGACACCAUUGAGAAUGUCAAAGCUAAAAUCCAAGACAAGGAGGGCAUUCCACCUGACCAGCAGCGUCUGAUUUUCGCGGGCAAACAGCUGGAGGAUGGCCGCACUCUGUCAGACUAUAAUAUCCAGAAAGAGUCCACCCUGCACCUGGUGCUUCGUCUGCGAGGUGGCAUCAUCGAGCCUUCCCUUCGCCAGCUCGCUCAGAAAUACAACUGCGACAAGAUGAUCUGCCGCAAGUGUUACGCUCGCCUGCACCCCCGUGCUGUCAACUGCCGCAAGAAGAAGUGCGGCCACACCAACAACCUGCGCCCCAAGAAGAAGGUCAAAUAA